Messenger RNA from Ceratotherium simum simum (southern white rhinoceros), 7675 nucleotides. NCBI's taxonomy places the organism in Eukaryota, Metazoa, Chordata, Mammalia, Perissodactyla, Rhinocerotidae. The record is from RefSeq and is a predicted model, not a curated record.
UCUAUUUAAAGUGCACAGAAAUGAAAAGAAAGGUAGUGAGUGCUGGCAGACUGAAAUUGAGUCCUAAUGAGGAAGCCUUCAUUUUAAAGGAAGAUUAUGAAAGAAGACGAAAACUAAGAUUGCUACAGGUUCGAGAACAGGAAAGAGAUAUCGCUUUACAGAUCAGAGAAGAUAUAAAACAGAGGAGAAAUCAGCAAUUUGCUCGUUUGGCGGAAGAGCUAAGGACAGAAUGGGAAGAAUCACAAACUCAGAAAAUAAAGAACUUGGAAAAACUGUAUUUGGCAAGUUUAAGGAGUAUGGGAGAGGGACAUCAACAAGCCAAAGAAAAUGAACCUGAUUUAAAUGCUCUGGCACAGCGGGCAGCAGAAAGAAAAAGAAAAGCAGAAAUGAGGCAUAAAGAGGCCCUGAAAGUACAGAAAAAUCAAAAGGAAACAUUAAUGAAACAAAAAACCUGGCACAUAAAAGCCCGAAAGGAAGCACUCCUUGUGGAAAAAGAGAGAUCUGCCAAAAUUACAAGUCUGCCACCUCCUCCUCCGACUCUUUUUGAGAACAUUGAAAUAAAGAGAGUUUCUAAUGUGAAAACCAGUAGUUCUACCUACCAUCAUCUUUAUGCUUUAGUGAAUAGAGAGAUGGACACAAAGCAGCCAGAUCCUCAUGUGGCUGCUGAAGAAGAAGCUAAAAGAUCAGAAGAACUGCAAAAACAAGCAGCGCAAGAGAGAAUGGAACGGUGUGAAAAGGCACAUGUCCGGGGUUUCCAAGCACUGAAAAAGAUCCAUUUGGCUCAAAAUCAAGAGAAGCUAAUGAAAGAACUCAGACAGCUGCAACAAGAGGACCUGGCACGGAGGAGACAGACUGUAGCACGAAUGCCACCACAGCUGGUUGAGCUCCCAUACAAACGCAGUGAGAUGAAAGAAGAUUGGCAGAGAGAGCUGGAGUUUGCCUUUGAAGACAUGUACAAUGCAGACAGGAAGGUGAAAGGAAACCUGAUUUUGCACCUUGAACCAGAGCCUUUGCCCGCUGUGACUGAUCAGAUCCAAGAUGAAGAACUGGACCUUUCAAUGGAACAGGAAAAUUUAAGUGAAACUGAAAACCUUCCAGUGACAGAAGCUGAGACAAUAUGUUCUAGUGAAGCAGACGUUCCUUUGUCAACGAAGACCCACCAGGUCCCUUCAAAAAUUCUUUUUAAAAAAUUAUUAAAUAAGAUCCGAAGCCAAAAAUCUCUCUGGACGAUUAAAUCCAUGUCUGAGGAUGAAAGUGAAAUGAUUACGACUGUUAAUGAAACAGAGAGUAAAGCACCAACAGUUGAAUCAGGAACAACCGCUAGUGAAGAGGGAACAUUAUCCUCGGGACAGGAACAAGUUGUUGAAAGUGAUUCACUAACAGUUGACUCUGGACCACUUACUAGUGAAGACAAACCACUUCCAUGCCAUACAAGCUCUGAAAAGGAACAAGAAAUAGAUGAGGCUCAGCCUAUCACAUCUGUAGCUCAGAGUUCAGUUCUACUUCAUCCUCAAGAAGAAGCAGCCAGAAUUAGAAUGGCAGCAAGGCAGAAACAGAUAAUGGAAAUAGAAGAGCAGAAGCAAAAGCAGUUGGAAUUACUUGAACAAAUUGAACAACAGAAGUUAAGAUUAGAAACUGAUUGCUUCAGGGCUCAGCUGGAAGAAGAAAAAAGAAAAAAAACUCAACAGACCGGGGUUGGCACUGCUCCAGCACCAUGCACUAUAAGUUCUGAUGAAGAUAGUCAUAGGCAGAUGAUUCGAAACUAUCAACAUCAGCUUUUACAGCAAAACAGGUUUCACAGACAAUCCAUUGAAAUAGCCAGGAAACGAUUACUUGAAUAUCAGACCAUAUUAAAAAGAAAGUACUCAUCCAUGUUAGCUACAUCAUUAAUAUCUGAUUCUGUUAUAUCAGCACCACCACAGAAAUCUGAAAGACCCACUGUUACAUCAGAGCAUUGGGAUCAAGGUCAGAGACCCAAGUUGAGUCCUAACAAAUAUCAACCUAUACAACCCAUACCGAUCCCCAAAUUAGAAAAAGAUUAUUUUCAGGUUCCAAGACAAAAUCACUUUCCACAAAGACAGGUAGAAACAACAGAAACAUUAAUCACUUCAGAUGUUUUAUCCAAGCAAUCUUUGGACUCACAAGAACAGCCAAAGCAAUUCUCAGAGACUGAAACACAACAGAGAGACUAUAAAUUGGUCCCUAAAGAUUCUCAUACACUUUCAAGGGCUUUGUCACAUGAUAAACCACUAAUAGUACAGAAUGUUAGAGAAAUAGCUGAAACAUCUAGCACAACCACUUUUCAGACUUUAGACUCCCAGCAAAUGUUCCUAGAGGACAAUGAAAGAAUAUCUUCUAAGUUAACUGAACCUUCUUCAUUCCUACCACUGGUGAUUGAGCGUUCUUUUAGUUCUCUGCCUGCUAAAGUUGAAUCUGGAAAAAUCCAGGAACCCUUUUCAACUAUGAGCAAAAGUACAGUUUCUGUAAGCCAUUCUGGAAUCAGCCAAAUGCAGGAUAAGUCUUUGCCAUCCUCAGACAAUAUCACAGCCCAGCAAGAUAAUUUAAAGGCUCUUCAAGAACAGUUAGACCUACAGAAAGAAGUUCUUCGGUCAAGACAGGAAGCUCAAGAACAAUUGCUUUUGGGCAAACAGAAAGAAUUGGAAGGGCAAACUGGUGUCUCCAUAUUCCUUCCAUUGGUGCCUCUGGAUUCGUUUGCUUCACUGCCUUCUGCUACAGCUGAAUCAGGGAGAAUCCAGGAAUCUUCUCCAACCAAGAAUGAUACUGUAGUUUCCUUGGGCCAUCCUAGGGUCCCACAACUUCAGGAUAGGCUUUUGAGUUUUUCACAGCCUAUCUUACCACAGGAUUUUAAGUUUCUCCAAGAACAGUUAGAUAUUCAAAGGGACAGCCUUCUAGCUAGGCGGGAAGCCCAGGAAGUAUUAUGUGUACAUAAACAGAAUGAAUUGGAUGAAAAAGUAUGGUCUGAACAGACUGAGCCCCCUUCUCUCCCAUCUCAGGGAGCUCAGCAUACAUUUACUUCACUACCUUCUGCCAGUACUCAAUCUGGAAAAAUCCAGGAGCAGUAUUCAUCUAAGAGUGAGAAUGGACUUCUCUCAGGCCAAUCUGAAAUCCCAAAAUUUCAGGAUGGAUCUUUGAGUUUCCUACAGCAGUUCCUACCUUUGCAUGAUAGUUUGAAGUUGCUCCAAGAACAGCUGACUACACACAGGGACGCUCUUCAGGCUAGGCAUGAAGCCCAAGCAGAAUUACUUUUACACAGGCAAAGGGAUUUGGGGGACAGUAAGUCUGGGCAGAUGAGUUCUUCAUUCCCACCAGUGGUAGCUCAACGUUCACUUGCUUUGCAAGCUUCUGCUAAAAUUGAGCCUAGAAAAAUUCAGAACCUUUUAUCUGAGGAGAGUAUUAUUCCCUCAAGUCAUUCAGUAAUCCCCAGAUUUCAGGAUGAGUCUCUUAGUUUUCCACAGCGUAACCUGCCACAGCAAGAAAAUUUGACAACACUCCAAGAACAGUCACACAUACAGAGGGUAAUACUCGGUGCUAAACCAGAAACUCAGGAAUUUGUACACAAACAAAGAGAAUUAGAAAAAAGAGUUUCUUCUGAACAGACUGGCACCUCUUCAUGCCUAUCCCAAGUAGCUGAAUCUGAAAGAUCCCAGGAAUUUAUGUCAAUCAAGAGUGAUAGUACAUUUCCUUUAAGUCGUUCUAAGAUCCCAAGAUUUCAGGAAAGAUUUACGAGAUUUUCACAGCAUACGCUACUUCCACAAGGUGAUUUGGAGGAACAGCCAGAAUGGCUAGACACAGAGAAGGAGUCCUUUCAUUUUAGCCAGAAAACCCAAGGAAAUAUAUCUUCUGAACAAACUGGCUCCUCCUCAUUCAUACCCCAGUUAGGACAGCUUUCAUUUACUUCCUUACCUUCUGCUGAAUCUGGUACAACCCAGGAACCUCUUUCAACAGAGAGUGAUGGUCAAAUUCCUUCAAGCCAUUUACAAAUUCCACAAUUGCAGGAUAGGCUUUUGAGGAUAUCCCAGCUCAUCCAGCCUCAACAAGAUAAUUUGAAGGCACUUCAAGAACAGUUAGCUACACAGAGGGAAGCCAUCGUUCAGUCUACACAGAAAGCUCAGGAAGAAUUACUUUUACAUAAACAGAGUGAGUGGAAGGAAAGAAUAUCUCCUGAGCAGGCUGGCACCUCUUCCUUCUUACCGCUAGUCACGCAAGAUUCAUCUGCUUCAUUACCUGUUACUGAAUCUGAUAGAAUCCAAGAACCUUGUCCAAUGAAGAGUGAUAAUACAGCCUCCUCAAGUCAUUCUGAGAUACCAAGGUUGCCUGAUAGGCUUUUGAAUUUAUCACAGCCUGUUUUACCUCAACAAGAUUAUCUUGCAUUUAAAGAACACUUGUACGCACAGACAAAUUCCCUUCCAUGUAGUGAGAAAACCCAGAAAGAAUUGGUUUUGCCCAAACAAUAUACAUUUGAGGAAAAGUUAUCUUCUGAGCAUUUUAGCCAACCUCACCAUGGUGAUUUAAAGACAUUUCAACAGCAGUUAGAUAUACAGAGGAAAGCCAUUCGAUCCAGACAGGAAGUCCAAGAAGAAUUGCUUUUGCAAAGACUAAGUAAAUUGGAGAAAAGGGUAUCAUCUGAGCAGACUAGCUCCUCUUUAUCCUUAUCGCAGGUAGCACCGCCUGUUGCUGACUCUGAAAGAAUCCAAAAAUCUUUUCCAAUCAGAAGUAACAAUACUGUUCCCUCCAGUCAUCCUGAGAUCCCAAGAUCACAGGAUAGGCUUUUGAGUUUAUCACAGGCUGUUCUGCCUCAGCAAGAUCAUUUGACAGCACAGUUGGCCUUACAAAGGGAAGUGGUGCAUUCUAGUGAGAAAGCCCAGGAAGAACUGCUUUUAAACAAGCAAAGCAAGUUGAUGGAGAGUGAAUCUCCUGAGCACACUAUUCCCUCUUUGGUUCUACCCAAGGAAAGAGAGCAUUCAUUUAUUCCACUACCUUUUGGUGAAGUUAAAUCUGAAAACAUUUGUGAAUUGUAUUCAUCCAAGAAUGAACACGCAGUGCCUUCAAGCGAUUCUAUGAGCCCAAGAUUUCAAGACAGACUUUUGAGUUUUUCACAACCUAUCUUAGCCCAGCAAGAUAACUUGGGACUUCAGAAGCAGCUGAAUCUACAAAAAGAAGUUCUGCGCUAUAGCCACAAAGCCCAAGAAGAAUUGCUUGCACAGAGACAAACUGCACUCCAGCAGCAGAUACAGAAACAUCAAGAGACUUUGCAGGAUUUCUUUAAAGAUAGUCGGACAAGUAAGCCCACAGUUGAAAAUGAUUUAAAAACCGGGAAGCUCAGAGAGUGGCUCCCUCAUCUCCAUGACCUAGCAAGAGAUGAUCAGGAAAACAUUAGUCCUGCAGAUAAGAGCAACUCUGAUGAUAAUCAGCUGCUUUCAGAAGAUGAUAGUACCAAGCAAAGUGGUGAGCAUCUGGACAAGGAACUGGGUAGGAGAUCCUCAAAGCCACCUGUAGCAAAAGUUAAAUGUGGACUGGACUUGAACCAGCAUGAACUUAGUGCUAUACAAGAGGUAGAAUCACCAGCAAGUGCAAGAACUUCUAUACUAGGUAAACCAGAAUUUUAUCAAGACAGAGACCCCUUGAGGGUCUCAAUUAGCCGGGAACAAAGUUUCCUUGGGAACCCACUGGACAGUGAUCCGUUUGGUCACGUUCACCCGAUUGCCCAGGAGAACAUCUGUGGUGAUGACUCUGAUGAAGCAGUCAAGGUCAAGGAGGCUGUGCUUGAGAAUCAUGCAGUAUUAAGCUAUGCUAUGGAGGAAGAACAACAUACAUAUCUGGGUCCAACUGUGAAGCCAGAUAAUAAGGCUGAAACACAAGAGAUUUAUCAUGAGCCAUUAUCUUCAAUAACUAUUUCUACUGGGAGCUUGUCAAGUAAUGAAAACACAGAUUUGAGCCUUAACAAUCCAGUUGACCUUGACUUUCCAGAAUUGGAAUACACUUUUCCAAAUUUGCAUCAUCAGCUGUUUAAACCCUUAGAACCACAUCCAGAUUAUGAUUUGUCAUCAUCAUCCUCUGGAAUUUCUCAAGACAGCAGACUCUUUUACCAGAGCUCAGAUUCUUCAUGUGGAAGCCCCCGUGCUACUUUAUCAUCCAAAAGUACAGACUCUUUUACAGCACUGAGGAGGACCAGCCUGCAUUCUUCUCUUAACACAAGCCUGAACCAGCAACCUGACCCUAACUUGGCUCUUGCUGCAGCUCCGAGUUUUGCUACAGAAAAUAUUAUUGAGGGAUCUGAACAGUCUUUUCAACAGCUUCUGCCAGAAUUUUCUUCACAGGAGGGGAGCCAGCAUGCUGAUCUACCAAGUAUUUUUAGCAUUGAACCAAGAGAUUCUUCCCAAGUCAUGGAAAAUCAGAACUGCUCUUCUGAACAGACUGAAAUAUUACAAAAUAAGAAAAAAGGUGUUCAUUUCCAGCUCUCUGUAGGAAAUUUGCAAAGUUCAGUCUUCAGUUCAUCUGCUGAAGCUAAUGUAUUUCAUCAGUUAAAUCUACAGCAUAGCACUCCAUGUGGUUCUACCUCUAGUGAGUGCUCAAUAAAAGACCAACUAGAAGGCAGAGAAGAAAGACGGGGCUUUGAAGAAGUAGCAAAAAGAGGGAUUGAUAAAAUCUUACAAAGUCAAGGACUCACUGAAGAUGAUAAAAAUGAAACCUGUGGGGUUUUAAAUAUAAAUCCACAUGUAGAGAAACUUGACUCUCAAUUAUGUGUAAGAACAGUGGAGAUGGGAACUUCAGUUCAGACACCGUAUUCAUUAACUGUUCAGAAUGAAAAAUAUUUUGAGAAUUCAACUAAAGCAGAAACUCCAAAAACCAUCAGAAACCUAUCUCAACUAGCACAGUCAGAGUUCUCUGUAAAUUCUGGAUCAUUUUCGUUACAGAGCUCUAUUCCAGUCUGGGAGACAGAGUCUGGCCAUGGUAUAAUGGAAGAACCAGAACUUACAUUAGUAAGCACCAGCGAUAUCAGUAUUGCUGAAGUGGAUUUUGCAAACUUAACCCUAGAAGACGAGAGAGAGAAUAAGGCAAAAACCUGUUUUCAGGUGAGUGAAUUUCUGCCUCUUCUAUCAGAAACAUCAGAACAUUCUGUGGAGAAGCCAACAACAGUGUCUACAGAAAUCCUUCCAAAGUUUACAGCUAUACCAGGCAGCUUGCAAGAGGCAUUUAUAAAACGAAAAAAAUCAUUUAUAGCGAGAUCCUCCCAGAGACAGAAAGAAAUCAAGAAUAAAAUCCGUGUCUCUGAAAAUUCUCAAGGCAAAAUAGUUAAGGAGAAACCUUCUACAGGUAUGUUCCCCACAUUUGUAUGUUUUCACAAAGAGAAUCUGGCAUUCUUUAUUAAACCACUUGUUCUCUGCUCAGGCUCAUCUAUGAGUCACCUAAAGGGUGUGAGUAAAGUCAGAGUGUCACUUCCUGAAGACAGAAAGGCCACACAAGCCCUCAUGCACCAAAGGGCUUUAAGAUUAUACAAUCAGUUAGCUGAAGUGAAACAGCAAAAGGAAGAGAAAGCAAAGCAAGAGGCUUAUGCCCAAAAUAGAGCAAGGGCAAAAGAAUUUCAUAAGAAAACACUAGAGAAACUUCGAGCCAAAAAUAUAUGCUGACUUUCUACAAAAAGUGUAAAGGGUUU